UUUUUUUAUUCUUUUACUAUUAUUAUUCUUUUAACUAACACAUGAAGGAGGACCCAUUAUAUAUUUCUUCUGAACCUAUUGACUCCUCUUCCAAAUCCAUCGCCGCAAUAUCAGCAAAAUAUGUUCCAUAUAUCCAUACAAUCCUGGCAUAUAGUGCAUUCUUGAUAGCUCUCUUUAUCGGAUGCGUUACUCAUUAUGAAAAGAUUGUACAGAAUGAAUAUUAUGGUUAUCCCCAGGAAUAUAUUCCUAGUGUUAGUGCUACUACGGGUGAUCGAUAUCCAGCACGUGCUUAUUUCCAAAUCCUGAUAGCAUUGACAUCUGGACCAAGGUUUUUAUUAGUGUAUUUGUGGUACGUAUAUACAACAAAGACCAUCCGUACAAGCACGACAUCUUUCGGUAAAGGUUUACUGAUAGUGGGACUCAUACGAACAAUAUCUUGUGGUGGUUGGACUUAUAUUACAUCUACAGAUGAUCACGAUCUGCAUGACUUGGCUAUGGGACUUUAUUUGGUAUGUACUUUGCCGUGGCAAUUAGGCGUUCUUUCUACAAGUUCACGUCAACUUCCUCAUUUAUUGAAAUGGCGUCGACUUUUGGUCACAGCUUUCUUUGGUACUACUCCCUUUAUGAUCUAUUACUUUAUUCAACACAAAGUACAUCACGUACCUGGAGCUUAUUCAAUGUAUGCGAUAUUUGAAUGGAGUCUUAUUCUUUAUGAUGUUGGGUUUGAUGCAAUCUCGAUGAUGGAUUUCCAGUCUUUAGACUUGGUUAUUAUAGAUAAAUCCCCUUUUAUUUGUAAAAAAGAAAUUGUUUGAAAUAAAGUGUAUAAAUAC
Messenger RNA from Halteromyces radiatus, 830 nucleotides. Its product is annotated as Frag1/DRAM/Sfk1. The record is from RefSeq and is a predicted model, not a curated record. Gene Ontology annotation, cellular component: endoplasmic reticulum membrane; Golgi membrane. Lineage: Eukaryota; Fungi; Mucoromycota; Mucoromycetes; Mucorales; Cunninghamellaceae. The transcript has 5 exons. Gene Ontology annotation, biological process: GPI anchor biosynthetic process. The coding region runs from base 42 to 812 and encodes 256 amino acids.